AUGGCUUCGCAAAUGACCUCCGAUUCACUGGACCGGGUGACGGCGCCUUCAUCCUCUGAGGAUGAGCGUCCUGUUGAGCCGGUUUGGCUAGACGUUUCUACUGUUAAGGAGAUCCUUCAACACAUCGUCGACUCCCGCCGGAGCGGUUCCGAGUCGACUUUCGCUUUCCACUGGCAGCCGACCCAAGUAUACGAUCUUUCUGAUCAGCUGGACGCCGGGCUGGCUGAACUCGGCCAGCCUAAAGUUCGACGAUUCGAAUACGAUUUCAAAUCCGGGACGGUGUAUCUCGACGUCAUGAGCGAAUCGGUUUUACAUUUCAUGGUUCAAAUCGGUCUCCACGAUCAUUUCAAGUAUAUUAUUGCACGGCUGCUUGCUACGGCGGAUGAACCGAUAAUCCGGGACUCGCUACAAUCGGUCGUUGAUCGCGGAACAGCUAGUCUCAACAUUGAUGACAAAAUCCUUACGCAACCCGAUGCCGAAACCCGCCCUCAUGUAGAGGAGAAGGCGCGCAAAUACAUCGAUUUAUCGGACAACAAGAUUCAGGUUGUUCUCAUCCUUGACCUUCAACGCCCCGGCAUCAAGAAGGCAUGGGUAAGCCUGCUGGUAGUGGACGACUCCUCGAGCCAUUGGAUCCGGCAGCAUGAGCUCUUUCACGAUGAUAAUCUCGAUCAACAACCCGUUGGGCAUAUCGACCUGUACCUCUCCGACUUUGUCGGUAUUGCUGGAUUACCCGCGAUAUAUUGCCGUCCCUCAACCGCUGAGUUGACCGCUGGGAUUACGAGGAACCCUAUAGCCACGCUCACAUACGAGCAACUGAGAGCUAUCUUCCGCAGGGCUCGCCAUUGUCACAACCCGACGGAGUUUACCACAGAGGUCGGGGAUAAGGAGGAAAACCCCUACGAGGAAGCGGAGCGUCGUGUGGUUGAAGUGCGCAACAAGGAGCGGCUUGAGUCGGAGCGACGGUUGGCUGAAGAGUGGAUCAAAGCCGAUCGACGUCUGGCUGAAGUAGAGUGGCAGGUGGCCGAUUUGAAGCGGCGGGUGGCUGGGUUCGAGCAGCAGUGCCGGGGGCCUAAGUAGCACUUCGCCGAGAUGCGACAACCCCUGGAGAUGGAUGGGCGGGCGGACAGCCACCGGAGACAGAGCGGAUUGCAGAGGCUAUCCGCUCUCUGUCUGGUAGCCCUGCUAUUUCGGCCAGUCGUUCUGUAAAGGAGGGGUCUUUCUUAGUAUUGUAACUGUAUGCCAGAAAAUGGCCAGGGUGCUCCCUCCGAAGUCGACUGUCUGUUCGGCGGCAAAAGGACAGGUCUGAUUUGGGCAUGCGAGUGCAGAGAGACCUGCCCAGAAGGCAAAUGGGUAAGCACACAAGCAAAGUAGUGACAACCAACACGUGAGGUUGCCUACUCCUCCCCGAGUUUUUGUCUAGCC
This is a messenger RNA of Chaetomium strumarium, 1422 nucleotides long. RefSeq lists its product as uncharacterized. Bases 1 to 1077 code for a protein of 358 amino acids. NCBI's taxonomy places the organism in Eukaryota, Fungi, Ascomycota, Sordariomycetes, Sordariales, Chaetomiaceae. The record is from RefSeq and is a predicted model, not a curated record. The transcript is spliced from 4 exons.